This is a messenger RNA of Amoebophrya sp. A120, 1302 nucleotides long. The record is from the annotation of a GenBank genome assembly. Lineage: Eukaryota; Dinophyceae; Syndiniales; Amoebophryaceae.
GGCCAGUUGACGACGAAGAAGCGCGGGCUCUCGCGGCAUUAAUCACGAGAUCCCACGAAGGGUUCCGGGACGAGGUGGGAGCCAGUACAAGCGAUGACGGCCUACACGAGUUGAUCGACAUCAGUCGCAUCGAUGCGCUGCUAUCGGAUCCGCAGAACGUUGCUCCGAACCCCUUCGAUGCUCCCUCGCAGGCAAUUAGUGAGUUCCUAUGUCACGUCGCGACGCAGGACAGCGAGAUCGACGAAAUGAACACGCAACGCGCCUCCCAUAACGAGCCUAGCCUCCCGCCUGUGCAGGGAGCGCCACCGGAAUCAAUAGAAGUCGUCGUGGUGCCGAUGGAGGAGUACGACGUCGAAGGGGCCGCGACGCAGGGUGGUGACGGCAGCCCGCUAACCAGCCCCCGGCCUUCUGCAGUCGGGUCAUGAAAAGAUGGUCGUGGACGUAAAUCCGCGAGACGCGGCUAGCCGGGCUCCCUUCUGGCGGUGCUCUCGGUCUCUGAUAAUUAGAGCCGCUUACGACCUCAAAGCACUGAGCACGACCUCAAGGCACUGAGUAGGUUCGAUUAAGCGAUGUCUCUUUCCCUUGUACUUAAGUUGACUGCGUCUGCUACUAUACAUCUUCACCUGGGCGAGCCGCCUACGACCUAAAGUUGAACGCUUGCUGUGAACUGGGAACAAGUCGCCGUGUUCCUAGUUAGGCGGCGCCUCCCCUUGCCAUUUCGCGCCUAUUUCUGUGCUAUUUAUCCUACGGUUUUCGUGUUUGGUUUUUUGCCUAUUUCCUUGCUAAUUCUUUGUCUAAUUCCUUGUCUAAUUUUGUAUCUAUUUUUUUGCCUAAUUUCCUGUCUAUUUUUUUGUCUGAUUCCCCGGCCGUGCUUGCCUAUUUUUUGUCUAAUUUCGGCGACUUUUUUUUUUCGCUGCGAAAACCAAUAGCCCGGGAAUUAGGCGCGAAAUAGGCAAAAAAAUAGGCGCGAUGCCUCUGUGCCUGGGGGGCCUGGGCUGUUGGCCUUGCGCGUUUGCGCCUUCCUUUUUUUGUUUUUUUCUUUGCCUCCCUGGCGCGGCGGUCAUUUGGGUCGCCGGGUUGCGCAUGGGCUUCGACGGUUCAAAAAUUAGCACCGAGAUAGCCAGUGCCCCGCAAGGGGCGGCGCAGGCCAAUCCUAGGUCCUGCCACGUACGGAAGCCGGGUCAGACUCUUCGCAGGCGCAAGCCCGGUGGCCGCAAGCGGAGCUGUCUUGGUCUCCGCGUGAGAGACUUCAAUGUAACCCCACUGGCAACACAUCUGGUUCUUGAAAUGAGGACAAGAUGA